CACUGAUUUUUCAGAGGGGGUCACUCUCGGUGCAUAAAUUGUUACACACCAGAAGAGGGAGGGGUAUGUAGGAUAAGCAGAGGGCGUGAUGUUGGAGUGUUGCGCUUGAAUCUUGGGAAGCUUUUAAUCUUCACCUUGUGUAGUGUGCCCUGUGUUUGUAAAAAGUUUGCAUCUUUUACUUGGGUUUGGCUUCUUGAAUCUUGGUUAGAAUGGCAGCUUCGCAGUUCAGCAUUGUUCGCUGUUGGAGGAGGGAAAAUCCGGCCAGAUUUGUAUUUUUCUUCCUAUGCUUAUUGUGUCUAAUCUCGCUAUCACGCGCCGGUAGGCUCCCUGCUUCUAGACAGAAGCUCGAAGUUCAGAAGCACUUGAAUAGACUCAACAAACCUCCUGUUAAAACCAUUCAGAGUCCAGAUGGGGAUAUCAUUGACUGUGUUCACAUCUCUCAUCAGCCAGCUUUCGACCACCCAUUCCUCAAAGACCACAAAAUUCAGACUAGGCCUAGCUACCAUCCAGAAGGGCUUUUUGAUGAGAAUAAGAUAUCCAGAGAGCAUAAAGAGAGAGCAAAUGAUAUCACUCAGCUUUGGCAUAUGAAUGGUAAGUGCCCUGAGGGCUCCAUACCCAUAAGGAGAACAAAAAAGGAAGACAUUUUGAGAUCAAGCUCUGUGAAAAGGUAUGGAAAGAAGAAACACAGAACUAUUCCCAAGCCAAGGUCUGCAGAUCCUGACCUCAUCAAUCAAAGUGGUCAUCAGCAUGCUAUAGCAUAUGUUGAAGGAGAAAAGUAUUAUGGAGCAAAAGCAACGAUUAAUGUGUGGGAACCCAAAAUACAGCAGCCUAAUGAGUUCAGCCUAUCUCAGAUAUGGGUUUUGGGUGGUUCCUUUGGUGAAGAUCUUAACAGCAUUGAAGCUGGUUGGCAGGUCAGUCCAGAUCUCUACGGUGACAACAACACCAGGCUCUUCACUUAUUGGACUAGUGAUGCAUAUCAAGCCACAGGUUGCUACAACCUUCUUUGCUCUGGCUUCAUUCAAGUUAACAGUGAAAUAGCAAUGGGUGCAAGUAUCUCCCCAGUUUCUGCCUCUAGAAAUUCCCAAUACGAUAUUAAUAUCCUUGUCUGGAAGGAUCCAAAAGAGGGAAACUGGUGGAUGCAGUUUGGCAGUAACUAUGUGUUGGGGUAUUGGCCGUCUUUCUUGUUCUCCUACUUAGCAGACAGUGCUUCCAUGAUUGAAUGGGGUGGGGAGGUUGUAAACUCAGAACCCAAUGGGCAGCACACCUCGACUCAAAUGGGCAGUGGUCGUUUCCCAGAAGAAGGGUUUGGCAAGUCAAGCUAUUUCAGGAAUAUUCAACUUGUUGACAGCUCCAACAAUCUCAAGGCUCCCAAAGAUCUUGGCACCUUCACUGAGCAAUCCAACUGCUAUGAUGUCCAAACGGGCAGUAAUGGAGAUUGGGGUCAUUACUUCUAUUAUGGAGGUCCCGGUAGAAACCCUAAUUGCCCGUGAACUUAAAUGUAUCAUUCAAUGUAGUCUAAUGCCUACCUCUCUAUGUACAACUCUUUCUCAUUUCUUUUUCAUUUUUUCCAAGUUUGUUCGGUAAAUGGGAUCCUUGUAGUUGGCAAGUUUUGACCUUUCUGUUUUUUUCUCCAAUGUAAUUGAAUGGAGAAAUAGCCUAGUUUCUUUGUUAAAUACUCCAACUUGGAGUGCUUUUAGUCAAAUUAAUGGAUGAAUGAAGCUUCUGAUUUU
Molecule: messenger RNA, 1730 nt
Organism: Olea europaea var. sylvestris
Lineage: Eukaryota; Viridiplantae; Streptophyta; Magnoliopsida; Lamiales; Oleaceae
Exons: 7
Coding region: 210-1490 (426 amino acids)
Source: RefSeq, a predicted model, not a curated record